Purpureocillium lilacinum is the source of this 2865-nucleotide messenger RNA. RefSeq lists its product as uncharacterized. The record is from RefSeq and is a predicted model, not a curated record. Gene Ontology annotation, biological process: regulation of DNA-templated transcription. Gene Ontology annotation, molecular function: transcription cis-regulatory region binding; DNA-binding transcription factor activity, RNA polymerase II-specific; zinc ion binding. Lineage: Eukaryota; Fungi; Ascomycota; Sordariomycetes; Hypocreales; Ophiocordycipitaceae. Gene Ontology annotation, cellular component: nucleus.
AUGGCGGGGGCGGCGCGCCCGGCGCAGAGGAACCCGUCGAUGGCUUCCCAGGGAGCAGAGUCCGAGGACAGCAGCGCUGAGAGCACGGCGACGACGACGACGCGAGGCACGCCCAACGAAGACGAUGUCCACGACCAACAGCGACCGCCGCCGCUACCGCCACAGCAGCAAUCGCAGCACGCACCCCAACAACCACCAACUCAGCAGCAGCAACAGCAGCAUGGCGAGGGCACCGCCCCCGCCGCCUCCGCCGAAGAGGCCAAAAAGGCGCGCGCCUGCGAGGCCUGCCGCGGUCUCAAGGUCCGCUGCGAGCCCGACCCGGGCAACGAGGACGGGCCGUGCAAGCGCUGCCGCAAGGCCGGCCGGAGCUGCGUCGUCACCGCCCCGACGCGCAAGCGGCAGAAGAAGACGGACAGCCGGGUGUCGGAGCUCGAGAAGAAGAUUGACGCCCUGACGGCGAGCCUGCAGGCGCGCGCCGCCGGAGGGACGACGGCAGGGCCAGGUCCCGGCGCCGUUGGCACCACCGGUUCGCUUGCGCAAGCGCACCAGUACCAACAGGCGCAGCAGCAGCCAACGGCGCCGGCGCCCGUGGAUAGACCUGCGGGCGAUGCGCUCGCCACGAUAUGGGGCAACGGAGCUAGCGGCGGGCUGGCACGAAGCUGGUCCGCCGACUCACAGCCGAAACCGCCUCCGCCUCCGCAGCAGCAGCAACAAUCGCGAUAUCAGCCCCAUCGACCCUCAGUAUUCGACGAACCCUUGGUUACGGCAGGCCAGAAGCGCAAGGCGUCGUCUCCCUCUGACCAUCGGGAAGGCUCCAGCGAUGACACCGCCAGCGCCAACGCAGGGAGCGGGAGCGGCGCCGGCGCGUGGGCGUCGCUCGCGCCCCGGUCCACCGAGGGCGACAUUGUCGACCGCGGCCUGAUAUCCAUGGAAAAGGCGGCCGAGCUCUUUUCGCGCUACAAGGAGUCCAUGAUCCGCCACCUCCCGGCCGUCGUCUUCCCGCCGCGCAUGUCCGUCAUGGAGCUGCGCCGCACCAAGCCGUACCUGUUCCUCGCCGUCAUGGCCGCCGCCUCGUCCGAGAUGCACGGCCUGCAGCGCGUGCUGCACAAGGACCUGAUGCUCCUCUUCGCCCACAAAAUCGUUGUCGCUGGCGAGAAGAACCUCGAGCUCGUCCAGGCCCUGCACGUUGCCGUCAUAUGGUACUGGCCGCCCGAACACUUUGAGGAGCUCAAGUUCUACCAGCUCGUCCACAUGGCCGCCGUCAUGGCCCUCGACAUCGGCCUCGGCAAGAAGGCGCCUCCGCGGCGGAGCGUCCCGCCCUUCAGCUGGCGCGAGCACCAGUUCCGCCGCCAGCCCCAGCCCGACCCGACGAGCAUCGAGUGCCGCCGCGCCUGGCUCACCUGCCACUACCUCGCGGCCAACACCUCCAUCGCCCUGCACCGCCCGAACCUCGUCCGCUGGUCGCCCUUCAUGACCGAGUGCGUCGAGGUGCUGGAGACUUCGCCCGACGCGGCGCCCACGGACAAGUACCUCUGCCAUCUCGUCUGGACGCACCGCAUGGGCGAGGAGAUUGGCAUCCAGUUCUCCAUGGACGACCCGGCAACCACCGUCAACAUCCUCGACGCGAGGACCCAGUAUGCGUUGCGCGUGCUGGAGCGGGACCUGGACAGGUAUCGCGACAGCGUGCCGAAGGAGAUGAUGCAGCCGACGCUCAAAAUCAGCUUCCACCUGCUCAGCCUCUACAUGCAUGAGCUUGUGCUCCACACCCAAACCCCGACGGACGGCUUCCGCCCCCCUUUCAACACCGAGGUCAUCAAGGACGGCAUGUUGGACUCGGAGACGCUCUCGGCGGCCCACAUCAACGCCCUCUCGGCGUGCCUGAUCGCCGUUGACGGCAUCUUCAGCACGUUCCUGGGCAUGGACGUGCUGAACAUCCGCUGCCUGCCCGUCUUCACCUUUGUCCGCGUCGCCUACGGCGUCGUCGUCCUCAUGAAGAUGUACUUCUCCGCCUCGAACCCCCAGUCGGAGCUCGGCAAGGUCAUCAACAAGGACAACAUGCGCGUCGAGUUCUACCUCGACGCCCUGCUCGAGAAGUUUCGCGUCACCGCCGCAGACGACAGGUGCCGGCCCGCCGCCAAGUUUCUCAUCGUCCUCGCCAUGCUUAGGAGCUGGUUCCUCAAGCAGGGCAAGGCUGAGGGCGCGGGCCCGGCAGCCGCUGCCGUGGGCACUCCCGCCCCGAGUAGCCGGACCGGUGCUGGAGGCGGCGGCGGCGAUGGGCCCGGCUCCUCGUCGAGGACCAGCCUCACUCCCCCCGAGGCACCGCUCAUCCCGCCGCCGAGGCAUGGCAUGAACACGCCGCUCCAGGUCCUCUCCGAGGUCGCCAUGGGCCGCGAGGCCAACACCGCCAGCACUGGUCCGUCUCGCCAGGGCAUGAUGAACCACCUCCCCAACAUGCGCCAGACCCCGCAGCCUCUCUUCCACGACACCGUACCCGGCGUGGGCACCCCCACCGUCGCCAACGCCAGCACCGACCAGCAGUCCGCCGACCCGACCGACUCGGCCGCCUCCUCGUCCAUGGGGACCGUCACCACGGCGGCGCCGCAGCAGCCGCCGCAAUACCCGCCGCCGUGGAUGGGUCCGCAUCAGCACCAGCACCAGCAGCAGGGUGGCCCCACGCCUCUGCCCGGCCCGGACAUGAUGGACCUCAGCGCGGGGCUGCCGCCUGGGGUUGAUCUCGAGAACCUGGGCUUCAACAUGGACCCCAACGACAUACUCUUCGAGGGGGGUGCCGCGAGGAUCAUGAACGAGCCGUGGUUCAACGAUGUGUUUCAGGGGCUGCCGGAUCCCAACUUUUUCCAGUUUUAA